Molecule: messenger RNA, 954 nt
Organism: Brassica napus (rape)
Lineage: Eukaryota; Viridiplantae; Streptophyta; Magnoliopsida; Brassicales; Brassicaceae
Product: peptidyl-prolyl cis-trans isomerase-like
Exons: 1
Coding region: 285-800 (171 amino acids)
Biological process (GO): protein folding; protein peptidyl-prolyl isomerization
Cellular component (GO): plasma membrane; cytosol
Molecular function (GO): peptidyl-prolyl cis-trans isomerase activity
Source: RefSeq, a predicted model, not a curated record
AUAGUUCCGCGAAUCGUGUUCUUAUCCAGUAAAAAGUGGAAACAACAUAUUCUCUGCCUCGGAUCCACGCAACUUUUAACCCUAGUCAGAUUCAACCUAACCACAGUUAACCUCACCCCUCCAGGAUUCUCCCACGUGGACAAAUCGACGAUCAGUAAAAUAUUCUUUUUUUAAAUUAUUCCAUCGCUUUAAUUCGUCCUCUCCCUAUAUCAGUCCCCUCUUCGUCACCCCUUAGCUAAAUCACACCAAAACCCUAAUCUCUCAAACCUUCUCUCAAACACAAAAUGGUUAACCCUAAAGUUUAUUUCGACAUGACCGUUGGCGACAAAGCCGCCGGCCGCAUCGUGAUGGAGCUUUACGCCGACACAGUCCCCGAGACGGCCGAGAACUUCCGUGCUCUCUGCACCGGCGAGAGAGGAAUCGGCAAAUCCGGAAAGCCACUCCACUACAAGGGCUCGGCUUUCCACCGCGUGAUCCCCAAGUUCAUGUGCCAAGGAGGAGAUUUCACCGCCGGGAACGGAACGGGAGGAGAGUCGAUCUACGGCAUGAAGUUCAAAGACGAGAACUUUGUCAAGAAGCACACCGGUCCGGGUAUUCUCUCCAUGGCUAACGCUGGUUCGAACACGAACGGAUCUCAGUUUUUCAUUUGCACUGAGAAGACAUCGUGGCUCGACGGGAAGCAUGUUGUGUUCGGUCAAGUUGUCGAAGGGAUGGAUGUCGUUAGAGACAUUGAGAAGGUUGGAUCUGACAGUGGAAGGACUUCUAAGAAGGUUGUGAUCGCUGACUGUGGUCAGCUUUAGAUCUGAUGAGGGGAAAAAGAGAGAGGUUGUUGAUCCAAUGGUAGCUUUGUGUUUUUUCUCUGUUGUGUUUUGUUUUUUGUUCUGGUUUUCUUGGGUUUUCUCUGUAUUUCUAUGGCUACCAUUGAAUAAUAAUGAUAAUGAUUAAUCUUAGUUA